UGACAGCGGGGGUGUCAGCCUUGGAGGUGUACACACCCAAAGAGAUCUUCGUGGCCAAUGGGACCCAGGGGAAGCUGACCUGCACAUUCAAGUCCACCAACACAACUGGCGGCUUGACCUCGGUCUCCUGGAGCUUCCAGCCGGAGGGGGCGGACACGACCGUGUCGUUUUUCCACUACUCCCAAGGGAAAGUGUACCUUGGGAAUUAUCCUCUAUUUAAGGACAGAAUCAGCUGGGCUGGAGAUCUCGACAAGAAAGACGCAUCAAUCCACAUAGAGAACAUGCAGUUUAUACACAACGGCACCUACAUCUGUGACGUCAAAAACCCUCCCGACAUCGUGGUGCAGCCCGGACACAUCCGGCUGUACAUCGUUGAGAAAGAGAGCUUGGCCCUGUUCCCGGUGUGGGUGGUGGUGGGUAUCGUCACUGCUGUGGUCCUCGGCCUCACGCUGCUCAUCAGCAUGGUUCUGGCUGUCCUCUACAGAAGGAAGAGCUCUACACGGGACUACACUGGCUGCAGUACCUCAGAGAGCCUGUCGCCGGUAAAGCAGGCUCCACGGAAGUCCCCCUCUGACACAGAGGGCCUCGUAAAGAGCCCGCCUUCCGGAUCCCACCAGGGCCCGGUCAUUUACGCGCAGCUAGACCACUCCGGCGGCCGGCACAGCGACAGGAUCAACAAGUCAGAGUCCGUGGUGUACGCGGACAUCCGGAAGAACUGAGAGAACCCCACGAACGCGUCCUCGGCGAGAAGCAGACGCAGACACCCCCGUGCAGAAACCCGCCCCCACGCAGCCCCGAGCCCCGGGCGCCGUGGAAGGCGUGCGUGUGCAGGGACGCACGGACACUUCCCCCCCGCGAGGAGCUGCUGCUGCGUGAGGACACGGUGCGAGGCCACGCGUGUGUAAACUGUCUUGCUGUUGUGCUUUCUUCUAGGGCCGUUCGCGAUUGAGAAAUUUCAGACACAUUCCUGUCGCCGUGGCUGGCCUCACUAGAGGCAGUCGCGGGCCUUUCCAUACCUGCGUAGACGCGGCCUUCUCGUCUGGGGGCCUCACUAGUCGUGGCGCUCCUUGAGCGGAGGCCGGGUGGCCGACGGGGCUAGCUCUUGGAGAACACCCCCGAGCCUGCCCUCGGCAGGGCACAAGCUUCUGUUCUCCGCCCUGAAGAACGGCAGUUUUUAGCUUUCUGGGCCGUGCACACUUCCUUGAGCGUCAGACCUUCAGGCGUGUCGCUGCAGUUUGUGGAUCACAUCGGCACGGGCGGCAAAGGGUAACCGCCACUGCCCCUCCGUGGUCUUCACGGUCCAGACCUCUGAGCCCGUUCCCGGGGAAAGCCCAGCUCUGCCCGGGGGUCGUGCCGUCUGGAGAGCAGAAGGCCCCACUGCCAGCCUUCCAGAGUCCUUUCUGCUGGGAGGAGGAGCGCCGACUGGAGGGGAGCUCCCUGCAGAGCUGGGCCCCGCAGCCAGCAGCAGCCCGGCCCCCCGCAGCCCCUUCUCUGCAGGGCCCAGGCCCGUCUGCCGCUGCCUCCUGCGCCGCGGGGUGGUGCGGUCUCAGACCGAGGGGGCUGCUGGCAGGGUUACUUUGGAAAUCUCUCCGAUCCUGUUUUUCUGCUUUUCUCCCAUAAACUAUGAGGUGAAAAAUCAGGCCAUUUGGGGGCAUCCUUCCCGAAACUCGUGUUCCCCACUGACGGCCCUUCACCCUCCGACCGGGGUCUGUUUUUCACUGGGAGCGGGGCGCAGGCCAGGCCGCGCAGAGCUUGUCCGUCCUCACGCUCGUUCAGUUACUUCCCUUCGGAGUUGCCGGGAGCCCCAGGUACAGGAAGGGCUCUGCGGGGGUGAGCCCCAGAUCUGACCAGCCGGAGGGCGCGGGCACUUGGACACCCCGCCUAUGGUGUUCCCAGGGCGCUCGGCCCGCUAGGGUGGGAAGGGACACCCCACCCAGGUUUGUCGCACACCUGCCACCCUCCAGGGCCUCUGCUGGGCCACGGUGCCACCACGCAGCCGGCAGGUUGUGCUCCGCGACAGCGACCACGUGUGCCUGCCGGCGCCGCCCGCCCGGGUGUCCUCCCAGGC
Messenger RNA from Tupaia belangeri chinensis (Chinese tree shrew), 2068 nucleotides. It is a transcript of the gene MPZL1, whose product is annotated as myelin protein zero like 1. Gene Ontology annotation, cellular component: focal adhesion; cell surface; plasma membrane. The record is from RefSeq and is a predicted model, not a curated record. NCBI's taxonomy places the organism in Eukaryota, Metazoa, Chordata, Mammalia, Scandentia, Tupaiidae.